AACAUCUUGUUGUGUAUCCUUCCUCCAGUUCAAUAACGUACAGUAUACGGGCCGAAGGGGGAAAAAACUAACGGAAUUAUUUUUUUUAAAUGACGCCAAAUAUUUUUUUGUGCAUGAGAAGUGAGUUAACAUGACUUAGACACGGUUUGUUUUAUAUUAUUAUUGUGCUUUUAUUUUUUGUGAAUGUGGAGGAACAUAAGUGCCGCCCGGGGACUUUAUCACUCUCUGGUCGAAAAUGGCUCCCGUGUUUCAAUCGCUCCAACCCCCACUGUUCUGUGACAUUUACGGUUCUUAAAACAAUAAAAUUCCUACAGACAUACAUAUCGAGGCAGGCCACAGAUACCACGGGGCAUAACUUAAGCCAUUUGUACCUUAUCGGUUUAGCGCUUGAAGGCUUGGAAAUGAAAUAAAACUGAAAAACGCGCUGGGCUCAGAAUGGACGCGUUUUCGGAGUGGGUGGGAAUAUUGAAGUUUGCCCACAGCAGGAAGACGAUAAUACUGUUUCGCCGAAACAAACUGUAGCCGGGUUAAAUGCAAAGAAAACGGACCGGUGGGAUCAGUCCUUCUGUGCGGAUUAAAGGGAACCCGGGAGGGCCGUGUGCGGCGCAGUCGUGUAAAAACACUUUUUGUGCGGAGCCCGGAGCGCACAGGACCGCCGGAGACCCGCUCCCGUGAAGUUGUGCGCAUCAAGAUCUGGGGUCGGCGUAUGUUUUGCGAGCGGGAAUAAUUGCACACCUUCUUCUCUUUCUUUGAAACAACUAGUUUAAAAACAAAUCACCGAAGCACCCGCAGGGUUACAUGCUCGAUCGGGCGCCGAGCUGUUCCCCCGAUGGAGGCCGCCGGCGCCGAGCUUGCGGCCGGGCUGUUCUGACUCCGGGAUCGCGCUGUGAAAAGGUCUCUCUGUGAGGGAGAUCGGGAUCGGGAGCAGGGAUGGCUGAACAGAAAUCCAACUGCGAGGAAAAUGAUUCCGAAACAGCAGCUGAUGACAGCGCCCCCCCGGAGCAGCCUGUUCUGUCCGAGGGGGAGCCGAACCCCACCCCUGCGGAGGAGACCCCCAAGAUGGCCGGGGAGACCCCCGCACCACCUAUGGAGGACGGCCGGAGCUGCGCACUGUGCAACUGCGAGGACAGGAGUCUGUACGGGCAGCGCGAGCUGCGGCUUUUCGCACCCUCUGCCGACCGCCCGCCCCUGCCCCACGCCGCCACUGCCUCCUCUUCUGACCCCCCAGCUGGCUGUGCAGGUCCGGGGGCCGACGACCUGGACACCAUCGGCUUCCCCGAGCUCACAGCCCCUGCCUCGCUGUUCAACGACACAGGGCACUGCUGGGUUCACCACUGGUGCGCCGCCUGGUCGGAGGGGGUGCGUCGCGCCAACGGCCAGGAGCUGGAGAAUGUCGACGGAGCCGUCAUCUCAGGGAUACAACAGCGAUGUGAAUACUGUAGAAGACUGGGUGCUACCAUUCGGUGCCAGUCAGAGGGGUGUCGUCGGUUUUACCACUUCCCCUGUGCUGCUGCCAGUGGUUCCUUCCAGUCCAUGAAGCAAUUGGCCCUUCUGUGUCCAGAGCACAUCGAGAAGGCCGUGGAUAUAGCGGGCGAGGACUCUCGCUGUGCCGUGUGCGAUUCGGCUGGGGAGCUGUCGGGCCUGCUGUUCUGCACGGGCUGCGGGACGCACUACCAUGCCGCCUGCCUGGAGAUCAGCGCCACGCCGCUCCAGCGCGCGGGGUGGCAGUGCCCCGAGUGCAAGGUCUGCCAGACCUGCAGGCAGCCUGGUGAGGACUCCAUGAUGCUGGUGUGUGACGCCUGUGACAAAGGCUACCACACCUUCUGUCUGCAGCCUGCCAUGGACUCUGUGCCCUCUGACCCCUGGAAGUGCCGGAGGUGCCGGGUAUGCAGUGAAUGUGGUACCCGGGGCUCAUCCUCGCUGGGCUCUGCUCAGUGGUUCGAUAAUUACUCGGUGUGCGAGAACUGUCAUCGCCUGCGCAGCUCCGUCUGCUCUGCCUGCAAGAAGACGGAGCCUGCUGCCAGCCUGCGCAGCUGCCAGUCCUGCAACGGAUGGGUGCACAUUGAGUGUGCCAGUCUGUCCGAUCCACAGGGGGAUAAGUACACUUGCACGCUGUGCCAAGCAUCGCCAUCAGGGGGCACCGUGGAGACAGACACUCCCAUGGAGCUGGGGACGGAGGCAGACGCUGAGGAGCCGAUGGCGGAAGAGGGGUCACAUCUGGACACAUCUGCCCUCCCCCAGGAGCAGCCCAGCACAGUGUCGGAGAGCACAGAGGGAGGCGAAAGCAAAGAAUCUGAGCCCCAUCCUGUUGUUGCUGUCGGUGAAGACGAUGCCAAGAAUGAAGAGACCCAGAACCCGCCAUCCCGAGACGGCUCGCCUGCAGCGACGGCGGCAGUAGCGACAGGGAGCAGUAAAGAGCAGCAGGAGGCCGAGCCCAGCCCUGCCUUGGAGAGCGUGCCAGAGGAGGAGGGGAAGGCCAGUGAUGAGGGGGCGUGUCCAAGCCACACUCCUGUCCAGGACAAAGCUGCCACUCCCAGCCCCGAGGCCCCUCCUCCUGACAUCCAGGGGGAGGAGCCUGUUGCUGUUGCCAUGGAGGAGAUGGGCACAGAAACUCAGGAGCCAAAAGAGGCAAUGCCACAGACUAGCCCCGCCUCCCCCAAGGAAGCCCCUCCUGCUGUUGAAAUGGAUAUGGGGGCUGUUCCGUCGGAGGAGGAGGAGGAAGAGGAGGAGGAGGAGCCAGCAGGGGAUAAGGAGCUGCCCAUGGAGGAGCUGCCGGUGGAGGAGGGCAAGGUGAAGCAGGAGCCAGAGCAGAGGGAAGCGGAGGGGGAGGCGGGAGCCAAGCCAGAGCUCUUCCUGGACGAGAUGUCGAACCUGAGCCACGGGGAUGGCAGCAGCAGCGGUUUCCUGGGGUCCCCUGGGGAGCCCGACUCGCAGUCCAUCUCCCUGGACCUCAGCCUGGUCCCGGCAGGGCGGGCGCGCUCCGACUCCCUGCUCACCGAGACCGACGACUCGCUGCCCUUCGACACGCUAAAGGCCGAGGGCGACAAGGCCAAGCGGAGGGGCUCUCCCGGCCGCUCCCGUGUCAAGCAGGGCCGGAGCAGCAGUUUUCCAGGGAAGCGGCGGCCUCGUGGAGGCGGCAGCGGGCGUGGCCGGGGCCGUUCGCGUCUCAAGGCCAUGGCGUCCUGCAUCGAAGCCUUCCUGAACUCCUUUGUCAUCGGGCCUCUUCCUGUGCAGCAAAGCAUGGACACAGACACUGGACUGGGGAAGGAGGAAGAUGAGGAUGAGGAUGAUACCAUGCAAAACACAGUGGUGCUCUUCUCGAACACGGACAAGUUCGUCCUGCUGCAGGACAUGUGCGUGGUGUGUGGCAGCUUCGGACUGGGCGUGGAGGGGCAGCUGCUGGCCUGCGCCCAGUGCGCCCAGUGUUACCAUCCCUACUGCGUCAACAGCAAGAUCACGAAGGUCAUGCUGGUGAAGGGCUGGCGCUGCCUGGAGUGCAUCGUGUGUGAGGUGUGCGGGAAGGCCAGUGACCCGGCCCGCCUGCUGCUGUGUGACGACUGCGACGUCAGCUACCACACCUACUGCCUGGACCCCCCCCUGCACACCGUGCCCAAGGGGGGCUGGAAGUGCAAAUGGUGUGUGUGCUGCAUGCAGUGCGGCGCCAGCUCUCCCGGCUUCCACUGCGAGUGGCAGAACAACUACACGCACUGCGCCCCCUGCGCCAGCCUGGUGACCUGCCCCGUGUGCCGCGAGAACUUCAUGGAGGAGGAGCUGCUGCUGCAGUGUCAGCACUGCGACAGGUGGAUGCACGCGGUGUGCGAGAGUCUGUACACCGAAGACGAGGUGGAGCAGGCAUCGGACGAGGGCUUCACCUGUACGGCCUGCUCGCCCUACGUCCCCAAGCCCGUCGUGGUCAUGGAGACUCCAGUGGUGACACCUGUGAAGGUGAAAGAACCAGAGCCGCAGUUUUACCGACUGGAGGGGGUGUGGCUGACGGAGACCGGGAUGUCCCUGCUGCGCAGCAUCUCCAUGUCUCCGCUGCACAAGAGGCGCCAGCGCCGCUCCCGUAUGGGGGUGCUGUGUGGGGAGGCGGGGCCGGACGGGCUGGAGCUGAAGGAAGGGGACGGGGAAGGGGACGAGGUCAAAGGGGCCGGGGAAUCCAUGGACUGCGAGCCCAAGCUGGAGGCCCCGGGGAGCCCUGACCGCGAGGGGGGGCCCGAGAGAGAGACGGGCCCUGAGGGGUGCGCCGACGGCUGUGCGGAGGGAGAGGGGAUGAAGGGAGGAGUGGAGGAGACGGAAGAGGGAAAGAAGAGAAAAAGGAAACCUUACAGACCAGGCAUCGGCGGCUUCAUGGUGCGCCAGAGGAAGUCCCACACGCGCAUGAAGAAGGGACUGGUGCUUCCGCUGGCUGGAGAGACCACCGCUGAUGGGCCGAUCACAGAGAAGACGGCCGACGAAGCAGGCCCCCCUGAUACCCCAGUGGAUGGCCCUCCGGACUUGAAGGCAGCGGAGCCCGAGGGAGAGCAGGCGAAGAAGCGCAGGGGCAGGAAGAAGAGCAAGCUGGAGGACAUGUUCCCUGCGUAUCUACAGGAGGCCUUUUUCGGGAAGAUGCUGCUGGAUUUGAGUCGAAAAGCCAUCCUGCCUACGGCUGGGCAGAGGGAAGGAAGCGGUGCCCAGCGGGCGUCCCAGGCUCCCCUCAAACAGCUGCCUCCUUCCCAGGACCCCACAGCACUCUCGGCUGCCCCUUCCGCCCUGGGCCCCGGAGAGAGAGAGACCGUCCCCGAGCCAGGUGAGGAGACGGAGGGAGCAAAGGAAGACUCGGAGCAGCUGAAGACGGAGGAAGGUCUGGGGUCCGAGGCUCGGGGAGAUGGAGCAGCCAGUACUGGGGCAACUGGUGCCCAGCAGCCUUCUACACCCAAGGACAGCACAUCCACAACACCAGGGGGUGCUGCAGGCUCUGGCGCAGACAAGAUGUCAGAAGGCCUGCCGCAGGGUGUUGAGAGUCAGGAUUCGGAGCAGUUCUUCAGGAAAGUCCUGGGGGUGUCAGAUGGCGCCGCGCUUGGCGGGACCCUGCAGGCACCCAUGAGGCCCAUGCUGGAUGCAGGACAGGGGGAGCUCAAUCCCGGUGCCCUGCAGCAGCGGGCAUUCCUGCCAGCAGGGUCCAUAUCCGGGUCUCUUCCUUCGGCUGCAAUGAUGGACUCCUUCCCUGCACUUUCCCAGUCUCCCUUCUUUGACAGCCGCGAUCGGGCGGGCCUGUUCAGCCCAGACCAGAUGGACACCGACAGCCCUUGGGCGACGCCCUCCACACCCUCCACUCCGCCCACACCAACUGAGCAGGAGAGUGACGGCCUGUCGUACAACCAGCGCAGCCUCCAGCGCUGGGAGAAGGAUGAGGAGCUGGGGGAGAUGUCCACCAUCUCGCCUGUACUGUACGCCAACCUCAACUUCCCCAGCCUCAAGCAGGAAUACCCAGACUGGUCAAGUCGGUGUAAACAAAUUAUGAAGAUCUGGAGGAAAGUUUCUGCAGCAGAUAAGGUUCCCUACUUGCAAAAGGCCAAAGACAACAGAGCUGCACAGCGCAUAAACAAGGCACAGAAGCAGGCAGAGAGCCAGGUCUGUCGCCCAGUGAAGAUGGAGGGGCGCAAAGGGGAGCGUCCCAACCUCCACCUCCAGAUCCCGCCUCCCCCAUCGGCCUCUCUGUCCACGCCGUCCCAGCCCAGCUCUGCAGAGAGCCCCUUCCCCUUUCCCCCGGAUCCUGGCUCGGCUUUCUUCCCUGCUGAGGGGCCCCUCAAGACGCCGAGCUCUGGUGACUCCCGGGGCGAUCCAUUUGCCAAACUGCCCCACCAGUCUCCCCACUCCCACCCCCACCCUUACAGCAACCCCUCUACCCCCUACUCCCAGCCUGCUUCCAGUCCCCUGCAGGUGGCCCCCUCUUCCGGGUUCCCUCCUGCUGGUCCUCAGGGAGCCCCCCAGGUCCGGCCUCCCAGCCUGGGCUCUCUUGACCCGCAGAUGGGGACCCCUGGCACCCCUCGCAGGCCCCAGCCCACAGACCCCUUCCUGAGACCCCAGCAACAGUUACAGCAAACUCCCCAGGAGCCCCUAGCUCCUCCAGAGAGCCCCAGGUCCAGACCAGGUGGUCCUGGGGAUUCCCCUCUAAUGUCUCCCCCUCCUGCUCACUUUGGGGACCCCUUCAGAAACCAACAGGCACCACUGCGGCAGGAGUUUGGGGGAACCCCCUCCCGCUCCCCCUCAGCAUCCUCAUCUUCCCCAGCUGGGCUCGGGCUGCAGCGGACUGACUUAAUGGGUGUUCCCUCGCCCCACUCUUCGUCCGCGGGGCGCCAGGAUUUUGGGACCGGCUCCCCUGCAGCCAUGGGGUUCCCUGAAUCAGGGGAGGGAAAGGGUGGGACCGGACUGUUCAAAGCCCCCCUGACACCCCGAGCUCACCAGGGGGAAGCUGCAAACCCUCCUCAAGGCUGUUUUCCCACCGGCGCCCCUGUGCACCCCAGCGCGUCACCUAACCAUCCGUCUGAGAGCUACCGCCGGUCCCCCUCCACCCCCUUCUCGGACCCCUACGCCCAGCCGCCCCUCACCCCCCGACCCCAGUCGGGGGACGGUUGCUCCCCGGUGCCCCAGAGGCCCCCCCUGCCCCUGCAGGAGCCCUACGCCCGCGUGCCAGCCAGCCCCCAGUCCCACAGCAGCAGCUCCCAGUCCCCGCUCACGCCGGGUGCCCUCUCCAACGAUGCCUUCUCGGUCCACUCCCCCGCUACGCCCCGCUUCCAGUCCCCCGACCCGUACUCGCGGCCGCCCUCCCGACCCCAGUCCCGUGACCCUUUCGCCCCUUUGCACAAGCCCCCCCGGCCGCCAUCCGCUACGGCCGAGGGCAACGCGGGCUACAGGGGCUCCCCCCACCUUAGUCAGCCUCCCCCUCCCCAGGCCGUGGGGGACCCCCUGUCCGGCAAGCCCCCUGGCCCGCCCGCCUUCAGCCGCAGCCCGAACAUGGGCGUGUUCCCUGCCUCCCAGUCCCAGCAGCGGAUGCCGUUCGGCGACGCUGUCCCGCCCCAGCCCCACCCACAGGCCCUGAACGCCAGCGGCUUCCCCUCCCGGCUGCAGCCUGGCCCCGGCACCCCCGAGACCUUCACCCCGCGGCCCCCGGAGGCCCCCAUGUGUCGACCACCAGAGAGGAGGGACGAUGCCCCGGCCGUGUCCAACCCCCAAGAGCUGCCCGACCUCUCGCUGGGCCAGGACCCGUCGCUCGUCGGCCUCAGCCAGUCCGAGCUGGAGAAGCACAGACAGAGACAACGACUGAGGGAGCUGCUGAUUCGCCAGCAGAUGCAGAGACACUCCCUGCGGCAGGAGAAGGAGGCAGCAGCUGCCAGCAAUGGCGCCACCAGCUGGACGGGGGACGCAACCGUCUACCAACCAGACAAGACUCAGAGAGCCCCUCCCCCGUACCCCUCCAUCCAGGAGAGAACCGCGGUGACCGGUGGAGUAUCGGCCAUGACGGGGAAGCUUGCACCCCCCCUGGGGUCGCUGGACGACAAGAUGAGCCGGCCCCCACCUCCCGGGACCCCCGCCAUGCUGGACCCCAGCGCCCUCAGGCAACCGGUGCCCAGCACCUCCCAGGGCUUCUACCCUCGAAGCCCCUUCCUGGUUCAGUGGCAAGGCCAGGCUGGGGGGCUCAGGCGCUUCCCCCAGCCAUCCAGCUUGGAGACGGGGGCCCCCAGACACCCCGUCAACAUCCCCGUGAGCGGCAUCCAGGGCCUGCCCAACCCGCGGGCGCUGGCGCCAGGCCCAGGCGGGGAGCCCAUGCAGGGAUCCCACAUUCCCGUGGCCCAGCAGUUCAUAGAGCUGCGACAUAAUGCCCAGAGACUGCCCCUGGGGACCCAGUUUGUGCCACGGGGUACCCCUCCCCAACCUCGGCCACGCCUCUACGGACCACCGCAGGAGCUGGGCACCCCUUUCGCCCAGCCCACUUUGCCCCCUCCCCCGCCUCCUUCUCUAGUCCCACCAGCAGAGGGAGUCAGAGAGUCCAGGCUGGGCCUGCAGCCUGGGGCCCUCUCCCUAAUGCUGCCCCAGCAGAGCACCGUGCCUUCACCCCAGCCCCAGCAGCAAGCUCAAAUACCUAACCAGCCUAGCGGCCCCAGCCCCCACCCGCACACCCACACUCAGCCUGAGCUCCCACCAACAGAGGCAGGGGGGGUCCCUCAGGUGACCCCCUCCAACCCAGCUGUGCCCAGGCCCUGCCGCCUGGACCUCCCGGAGCCUGACUUGGACGAUGCCUUUGUCUCCAAAGGCCUGGGGGGCACGGGAGGAGAAGGGGGUGAGGAUGAUGUGGAUGACCUGGCCACCUUGGACCUGGACCCUGACAAGGGUGACGACGACCUGGGGAACCUGGACAGCCUGGAGACCACCGAUCCGCACCUUGAUGAUCUGCUGAAGUGUGAUGAGUUCGACCUGCUGGCCUACACGGACCCUGAGCUGGACCAGGGUGACCCCAAGGAUGCCUUUUCAGACCAGCUGCGCCUGGUGGAGGCCGAGAGUGAGGUGCCGGGCCCUUCCUUGUCAGCCACUACCCCAGAUGUCAAAGUGGAGCCAAAACCAGGUCCGAUAUUACCGGGUCAGGAUCCUCUAAUGGGAUCCGCUGCCUCGGCUCCCUCUCUGCCCACCCCCUCUGCAGCCCCUCUACCCUCUGCGUCGCUGGACCCGUCUUCGUUACAGGAAAGCAGUCCUUCAGACCAGCCCCAGCUGCCUGUACUCAAGCUGGAGGACGGGGGGCUGCCGGCUGGGCUGGGGUCCAAUACUGGCUCCCAGACACCCACCUGCAGCUACGAGGGGAAGCCCCAACAGCAGCAACAACCUGCAGUACCCCCUGUAGUGAAAGAUGAAGUAGGAGAGGCGGUGUCCAGGCUUCUUGGAGGUAGCACUCCAGCAGCCAAGCCCUCAAACGGCAUUUCCCCGCAUACAGUGGCCACCGCUGCUUCUCUCAGCUCUGUUCGGUUAGGAGGGGUGUCUUACUCUCUCCCGGGGCAGGUUGACCCACUCUCCUUCACCUCAGCAACCCCCUUGCCUCAUGCCGACCUGGAUGAGGACCCCCUGGGCUUGCCGGAUGGUGGGGGGCAGCACUCGCCUGCUGUGGAUCUGGACAAAGUUGAAAGCUCUUUGGAGGCCAGUGAGCUCCCCCUGCUGAUACAGGACCUGCUGGAGCACGAGAAGAAAGAGCUCCAGAAACAGCAACAGCAACAGCAGCAGCUCAACUCCCUCCACCAGGGGGCCAUGAACACACACAUGCACAGCAUACCGCAGCAGCAGCAGCAGCCACAGCCCCCCCAGGCCCAGCCACAGGUCCUACUCCAGUCACAGCACCACCGCACUCCUCCGCAUGGUCUGAUGGGGCAGCAGUUUCAGCCGGGCAUGAUGCCCAGGCCGCCACACAUCAUGUCUCCCCAACAGCAGCAGCAGCAGCAACAGCAAAGGCUCCUGGGAGCUGCCAUGCCCCCUCCAUCACAUGUCGCCAUGGCCCAGUCACAAGGCAUGAUGGGAGCCGGCCAACCAGGAGGGCACCCCCAUGCGGUCAAUCCGCAGCAGCAGCAGCAACCGCAGAUGGUCAAGCAGCCACAGCUGGCCAACAGCUUCUUACCAGACACAGAUCUGGACAAGUUUGCUGCAGAUGACAUCAUGGACCCCAUCGCCAAGGCAAAGAUGGUGGCUCUGAAGGGCAUCAAGAGGGUUAUGGCACAAGGCAACAUUGCCAUGGCGCCGGGCAUCAACAGGCAGCAGGUGUCUCUCCUGGCUCAGAGACUGGCUGGGGCCCCGGGGGCCAGCGAUCUGCAGAGCCGGCUCCCCGCCGGGCCUGUGAAGGAGGGGGAAGGCAGUGAGCCCACCCAGGCCAGACCCAACCCUCCCCAGUUUGUGCAGGGAAUCAUCAACGACGCGGAGCAGCACCAGUACGAAGAGUGGCUUCUCCACACCCAGCAGCUCCUGCAGAUGCAGCUCAAGUUCCUGGAGGAGCAGAUCGGCGUGCACAGGAAGUCUCGUAAAGCCCUGUGCGCCAAGCAGCGCACUGCCAAGAAGGCUGGCCGGGAGUUCCCCGAGGCUGACGCUGAGAAGCUCAAGCUGGUCACUGAGCAGCAGAGCAAGAUCCAGAAACAGCUGGACCAGGUGCGGAAGCAGCAGAAGGAGCACACCAACCUGAUGACAGAAUACCGCAACAAACAGCAACAGCACCAGCAGGGCUCUGGGAUCCUGGCACCUGGUCCGUCCACACAGGGGCCCCGGUUGGUCGCGAAGCUCCCUGGUCAGCUUAUGGCAGGUCAGCAGGGGGCGCCCCUGUUGGGGCAGCAGCCUGUGCGUAUGCCCCCUCUGGGAAUGAACGUAGCUGGUCAACAAGGGCAGCCUUUCCCUGGAGGAGCUCAGACACCACACCCUGGAGCCCUGGGUGCAGCAACCCCUGUGCCCUCGGGGGGUUAUUUUCCCCAAGGGGCUGGAGCCCCUGGUCCUGAUGCACGGCUCCUGCAGGAAAGACAGAUGCAGCUUCAGCACAGGAUGCAGCUGGUCCAGAAGAUGCAGCAGCAACAGCAGCAAGGCAUGAUGGGACAGCUACCCAUGCCACAGCAAGCACAGCAGCCAGGCAUUCUGGGGCAGCAGCCAGGUGGGGUAGUUGGACAGCCACAGCAGGGUAUAAUGGGAAACCCCAUGAUGGCCCAGCAGCAGCCACCUCAGCAGCAAGGCAUGAUGGGACCCCAGCAGCUCGUCUCAAACCAACAGGGUAUGAUGGGAACUCAGCAGAUACCGCUGCAGAGCCAGCAAGGUCAGGUCCAGGCACCGCAGGGCAUGAUUGGUAACCAGCCACUGGCCCAGGCACAACAGAGUAUAAUGGCCGGGCAACAGAUUGGUCAGACCCCAGGAAUAAUGGGAAACCAACAGGGAAUGAUGGGAAGUCAACAGGUUUUACUGCAGCAGCAGAGAGCCCAGGGCUUGAUGGCACAGCAGGGCAUUCAGAGACCAUUGGGGCCCCAGCAGCAGGCCCUCAGGGGGCCACAAGGACUAAGUCAGCUCACCCCACAACAACAGAAUGUCCUCGCCCAGCGCAUGCUGCUUUCACAGCAACAACACAACGCUGCCAAGAAUCUGGCCCAUUUACAGCAGCAGCAGCAAAUGCAUCAGCUACAGCAGCAGCAUUUACAACAGCAACAGCAAAGCUUCUUGAACCAAAGCAGCCAGCAGCAAGACUCUGGAGGACAGCUCCAGCCCACUCCUUCUCAGCCAGGGUCAGCUGAGCCUCAGGGCCUCCUAGGCCCCUCACCUCCAGCCGGGGCCUCCCAUGAGGGGCUACAACCACAAGGGGCCCCUGAUGGUCUGCAGCCAGGUGGGCAGAGCCUUCCACUGGAGCCUCAGGGACAGAAUUCCAGCCCCAAGGAGGUUGGGCUGCUGAGUCCCAGGCCGCAGCAGCAAGGACCCUCAACUCCAGUUCACAUACAGCAGCCUGGCUCUGCUGGUGACCAUCAUGGGGCAGUACUGCAACAGCAAACCCACAUCUACAUGGGUCAGCAACAGUCACUACAGCAGCAGCAGCCCCCAAAUCCCUCUACCACUCCAGCACCUCAGCAACAGCACAGCUACCUGGGUGGACAGCAGACAGGGAUGCUCUCCCAAGCACAGCAACAGCAGCAGCUGGCUCUGCAGAGGCAGAAUUCCCUGGGAGGGGAGAAGCCUGGCCUCAUCACUAUCAAACAGGAAGGCCAACAAAUGUGUUACAUGGCACAGCAGCAGGGAACCAUUUUGGGUCAGAAGCCUGGACCGCAACCACAAGGCAUGGUGGGACAGCAGAACAUGGGUGUUAUGGGUCAGCAGCAAGGAAUGCUGGGGCAACAGCAGGCAGUCCUAGGGCAGAAUAACUCCAGCCAGCCUCAGCCUGGUAUGAUGGCCCACCCCACACAACAGCAGCAGCAGCAACAAGCCCUCUUGGUCCAGCAGAAGCAAGCCAUGAUGGGGCAGAUGGCCAUGGGGCAGCAGGUGGUGAGGGGUCAGCAAGGGAUGAUGGGCCAAAGAACAGGGGGCAGUGUGGCAACUAUGGGGCAGGUCCAAGCUUCCCUGAGCCUCCAGAACUACAUUGCUCAGAACCCCCAGCUGCGCCACCUUCCCCCCCAGCAGCAGAUCCAAGCCAUCCUUGCCCAGCGCCAGCUCCAGCAAGGGCAGAUGCUGAGGCAGGCAGCAAACCAGGGACAGGUUCAAUUGCAAGGGCAGCAGGGGCAGGGACAACAGGUGCCCUCUAAUGACCAACGGAUGCAGGGACUCAUGUCACAGCAGCAGCAGUUCCACCAAGGAGCACUGGUGCAGCAAGGGGCUUCAGGUUCUCCUCAACAGCAAGGGGUUAUCGGAUCUCCCCAGCAGCAGCAGCCAGGAAUCAUGGGACAGUCUGCAGUGCCACAGCAAAUGACACCCCAGGCUCAACCACAGCAUGGGCUCCCUACACAACAACAGCAAGCUAUGCAGCACACCAUGAUGACUCAACAACAGCUCCAGCAGCAGCUUCAGCAGAAAGCAGCUAGAAGUCAGACUCCUGUGCAGCAAGGCAUGAUGGGACAGGUAAAUGUGCCCUCUCAGGGCUGUCUAAUCAGGCCGAUGUCUCCUCGCCAGGCUUUAGGUCACAGCUCCCCUGGGGAUCCCCUCUGUGUCCAGCAGCAGAGGCAUGUUGUGGCCCAAGCCAUGGCCUCCCAGCCUACAGGGCUGCACCAAGCCUCACCCACACAGGCCCUGCACUACCAGCAGCUGAUACAGAAACAGCAGCAGCAUCCACCACACACAGCUGCCUCCAGCCCUUUCCAGGCCCCCCAAAUACCUGGGUGCUCUCCAGCCAGAGCAGUGUGCCCUGCACCCUCAGAUACAGCACCCAUCUCCACCUCUGUUCAACAACAGGAGGCCAUCUCCAGUCCAGCAAGGGUCGCCAAGCGGGAGCCCGGCACGCUCACGCCCUCUAAUCCCGGCAGUGCCAGCGCUGAAACGGAGCGAAACCUCGGGCAAAGCGACCCGGCUGGGACCAAGGCAGCUCAAACAGCCGAUGCCAACAGACCUGUGGACCAACCAGGUCUUAAAUCUGAAUGUCAGCCUGCGGGAAACGCUGUCGGGGAGGAUGCAGACACAAAGGAGCGACACCCCAACGGGCCGUCGCCUCAGAAGGAGGAGCUCCAGCAGCCAGCAGGACAGGGUUCCGAGAGCCAAACACCCCAGGCCCCGACGGGCUCCGGCAGCUCCGACUCGCUCUACAGCAUCACACUUCAGAAUAUCAAGCAGGAGCCUGGGGAGGUGCAGUGCGACGGGGUCGGGCCCGGUGCAGAGGGCCGGACCGGCGCCAUCAAGAGGGAGUCCAAUGGCGAGCCAGUGGGGCUUCACCCCACCACCGCUGCCGGGUCCGGCAGCACCGUCAUCCCUUCCAGCCCAGACAAUCCUGCAGCCCCGCCUGGCCCUCCGGGCUCCACUGGCCCCAGGUCUGAGACGGGACAGCAGCUCCUCCAGAAGCUCCUGCGCACCAAGAACCUGCAGCUCGCCGCGCAGCGGCCCUCCGACGGCAUCCACAGCGAGAUCAAUGGGCACAUCAACAGUAAGCUGGCACUACUGGAGCAGAAGCUGCAAGCCACGCCACGCAACAUGGAGGACCUGCAGUCCAUCACUAAAAAGCCCGCUGGGGCAAAGCCCAAGCGCACGCCCAAGUCGGGAGACAGGGUGGCCAACUCUCGGAAGAAGACGAAGAAGGAGGAGAUGGGGAAGAGCACGGAGGCCCUGAUGAAACACCUGAAACAGGAGCUGUCUCUGCUGCCUCUGAUGGAGCCCUCCAUCGCAGCCAACCUGGACCUGUUCUCCCCCUUCGGCAGCAGCCCUGCCAACGGCAAAGCCCAGCUGAAGGGCUCAUUCGGGAACGCGGUCCUGGACAACAUUCCCGACUACUACUCCCAGCUGCUCACCAAGAAUAACCUGAGCAACCCGCCCACGCCCCCCUCCUCGCUGCCCCCCACGCCGCCCCCCUCAGUUCAGCACAAGCUGCUGAACGGAGUGACAGCUGUGGAGGAGCUGACCGAGGGGCAGAAGGAGCCGGAUGCCCCCUCGGAGGCCGAGGAGCCCAAGGACUCUGCUGCCGAGGAGGUGAAGAGUAUGGACCUGCUGGCUGCCCUGCCCACACCCCCCCACAACCAGAACGAGGACAUCAGGAUGGAGAGUGACGAGGACAGCGACGCUCCUGACAGCAUUGUCCCAGCGUCUUCACCCGAGAGCGUCCUGGGUGACGAGGCUCCACGCUUCCCCCUCCUCGGAGACGCCAGGCUAGAGGAGAGCGAGAGGGCCUUCUCCCCCGUCAUUCCCAUCAUCCCCCGCACCUCCAUUCCCGUGUUUCCAGAUAAGCCGUUUGAGUUUCCAGAGCAUGGGAAGGUGGCGCCUAGGUCAAGUCUCUGGGACAAAGCAAAGGGCAGCGAAGUGUCGGUGACCUUUACCCUCUCCGCUGCCGCCGCCAAGAACCUCAACACCGUGAUGGUGGCGGUAGCCCAGCUCCUACACAUGCGCAUGCCCGUGUCCUAUGAGGUGGCGUUCCCCCAGAGCCCAGGCAGGGGGGCCGCCGAGCCGGGCAAGCCAGCUCCGGACUCCUCCGCACCAGGAGCCCUGUGUCCGAAGCCCAGCCCCUCUGAGGAAGAGCGCCCCACGCAGGAGAAGGCCGACUGGCUGAAGCAGUUUGAUGUGUCCCUACCCGGCUGCACCCUGAAGAAGCAGGUGGACAUCCUGUCUCUUAUUAAACAGGAGUGUCCCGAACCGGAGCAGAAGCCCGUCCAACACUGCUACACCGCCAACGUCUCCAACCUGGAUGUGCGGCACCUUCCCAUCAUCCCUGUGGAAGCCUCGCCACCUCAGUCACCUUCGCCCCCUCCUCCUCCUCCUCCUGCUCCUGCAGUUCCUCCUGAUGUCCAGCCCACCUCGCCCUCCCCCGCAAGCCUGGCUGAUGCAGUCAAGCCCGAACCAGAGCCAGAGCCCAUCCUGGCUCCCCCUCCCCCUCCUCUGGCUUCUGUCCCAGCCGCCCCCACCCCUGCCCUCCCCGCCAACACCCCUGCCCUCAUCCCAGCUCCAGAGGCCCCGAAACUGGUCAAGCAGCGCGGGCGGCCAGCGUCGGAGGACGAGGAGGUGCGGCCCAAGGUGAAGAAGUGGAAGGGCCUGCGCUGGAAGCGGCUGCAGCUGCUGAUCACCAUCCGCAAGGCGGGGUCCCGGCGCGAGAGCGCGCGCGAGAUCUCGGAGCUGAUGGAGCGCCUGCGCAUCACGCUGCGGCCCGACGUGCUGCCCCGCGACCUGCGCAAGUGCUGCUUCUGCCACGAAGAGGGCGACGGCGCCACGGACGGGCCGGCCCGCCUGCUCAACAUCGACCUGGACCUGUGGGUGCACCUGAACUGUGCGCUGUGGUCCACGGAGGUGUACGAGACGCAGGGCGGGGCGCUCAUCAACGUGGAGGUGGCCCUGCGGCGGGGGCUGCGCACGCGCUGCGCCUACUGCCAGAAGACGGGCGCCACCAACAGCUGCAACCGCCUGCGCUGCCCCAACGUGUAUCACUUUGCCUGCGCCAUCCGGGCGCGCUGCAUGUUCUUCAAGGACAAGACCAUGCUCUGCACCCAGCACAAGCUGAAGGGCCCCAGCGAGGAGGAGCUGAGCUCCUUCGCCGUCUUCCGCCGCGUCUACAUUGAGCGCGACGAGGUGAAGCAGAUCGCCAGCAUCCUGCAGCGGGGCGACCGGAUCCACAUGUUCCGGGUCGGUGGGCUCAUCUUCCACGCCGUGGGCCAGCUGCUGCCCUCCCAGAUGGCGGCCUUCCACUCUUCCUCCGCCAUCUUCCCCGUGGGCUACGAGGCCACGCGCAUCUACUGGAGCACGCGCCUCCCCAACCGCCGCUGCUGCUACCGCUGCCGCAUCAGCGAGGAGGACGGGCGACCGCUCUUCGAGGUGCGCGUGCUGGAGCAGGGGCACGAGGACCUACUGCUGCGGGAAUCCUCGCCACAAGCGCUGUGGGACCGCGUGGUGGAGCAGGUGGCCCGGCUGCGGCAGGAGGCGGAGAUGCUGAAGCUGUUCACGGACCAUGUGAAGGGGGAGGAGAUGUACGGGCUGACCGUGCACGCCGUGCUGCGCAUCACUGAAUCGCUGCCCGGUGUGGAGAACUGCCAGAACUACGUGUUCCGCUACGGCCGCCACCCCCUGAUGGAGCUGCCCCUGAUGAUCAACCCUACUGGCUGUGCCCGUUCCGAGCCAAAGAUCCUCACCCACUUCAAGAGGAUUGCUUCCUCCUUCUGCAGGCCCCACACCCUGAACAGCACCAGCAUGUCAAAGGCGUACCAGAGCACGUUCACAGGAGAGAUCAACACGCCCUACAGCAAGCAGUUCGUCCACUCCAAGUCCUCCCAGUACCGGCGGCUGAAGACGGAGUGGAAGAACAACGUGUAUCUGGCGCGCUCACGCAUUCAGGGCCUGGGCCUGUACGCGGCCAAGGACUUGGAGAAGCACACCAUGGUCAUCGAGUACAUCGGCACCAUCAUCCGCAACGAGGUCGCCAACCGCCGGGAGAAGAUCUACGAGGAGCAGAAUCGAGGGAUUUACAUGUUCCGGAUCAACAAUGAACAUGUGAUCGAUGCCACUCUGACCGGAGGCCCGGCCCGUUACGUCAACCACUCCUGUGCCCCGAACUGCGUGGCAGAGGUCGUGACCUUCGACAAGGAGGACAAGAUCAUCAUCAUCUCCAGCCGGCGCAUCCCCAAGGGAGAGGAGCUGACCUACGACUACCAGUUCGACUUUGAGGAUGACCAGCACAAGAUCCCAUGUCACUGCGGGGCCUGGAACUGCCGCAAGUGGAUGAACUGAGGCCGCGGGGGGGUCCUGCCCUGGUGGAAGAGGAGGGAGGCCCCCCACACGGCCAGGCCUGAGUCGCCAAGCCAAGAUACCGCACCCAGUCGCGAGCUGUUUCCAAGAGGAGGAGCUGGGAGACGACCCCUGACCUCCACUGUAAAGGUGGAUGCGUUACAGCGCUUUUUUUUUUAUGGGUGAACAACUCCAGGAGCCCCAGAUUUUUAAGACGCAAAAAAAAAAACUCUACUUGAAAUAAAGGAACCACUUUCCAGGUGCUGCUGCUGUUGUUGGGACGCUUUCUCUGUGGAGGAGGAAGAGGACAGAUGGGACAAUCCUGGGAUGGCCGGGGGCGCACCUGAAUCCAAACGUACGAAACGAGCCAGGACCUCCCCUGCCCUCCCCCCCCUCUGCUCCGCCCUUCCCGCAGAUCUUCCAGCGAGGAUGGCGCCGGGAGCACUCCAGCUCCUCCUCCGGAAGGAAUGGCCGUCUCCUUCACCCUGCCAGAGCUAAACUGGCUCUUGGUCGAUCUGAACUCCUACAAAGAGAUUUCGAUGAAGGACGGACGCAGCCGGUUUCGGUUUGGUUUCCAAUCCAUUCAGACUUUUCCAGCUUGCGAGUUUUCCUCUUGUUCUCGUUCUCCUCUCUCCGGUCCCGUCUGCGGGGGUGAUCCCAGCGAGCCCGUUUCUUUGAGAGAGAACCUGCAUAUGUAUCCGCGAGACAAUCCCAAAACGGCUCCGGACGCUCUCCGAACCCCGAGCAGAGCGUGGAGAGAUCCCACCGGAGGGGACGUUGCGACACAGGAAGCCUGUUGGAGAGGAGCAGCGAUGGCGGGAGCCUGCUGAGAGACAGGUGUUUUAUUGUAUGUCGAUGCUGAAGAUGGGUUACAGGACCCAGCCUACCUCAUAGAGUCUGUGGAAUCUAUUCGCUUCGGAAAAACUACAGGGCUGCUGCUGGGAGGGGAGGGGGUACAUGCGGGGUCAAAUUAGGGUGGAUGGGUGGGUUUUGGGUAGUGGGGGGGGGGUAUGUUUCUGUGGCAAUAGCUCUUUCGGAGAUGUGGGGUGUAAGCAGCAGGCUUGCUCUUGGAUUACCUUUGGUGAUUGACUAAUUAUUGCUGCCCAUAUUAUAUAUUGUAUAUAGACGUAUAAUUACUGUUUAAAAAGAAAUCGGUUAAUUUUUAAGGUUUUAAUCUCAGACUCGCGCAUUAACCAAGCUGGCAUCUUCCGGUUAAGAAUGAGCUAGACGGUCCUGGCUUUUUGUAGCUUUCUUUUUUGGGGGGUUUAUUUUUCAAAGCGGGAUCUCUCUCUCUCUCUGUACAUAGAAAUUGACAAGUGAAUAUCCUCCACUUGUACGCACAACGCUGGUGCUCGUCCCGAGGGGGUAGUCGUUCUUCUUUCUGUUCUGUUCUGGGGGGGUGGGCAGGGCAGGUGAUCUCUCCGGGAUUUCAGGAGAAUGGGGCGUCCUCGGUAAAGUUACUUGCCUGCCAAGCUCUCGUUCUGCUUUUAAAAAAUUGAAAAUAAAGCAACAAUUUGAACAAGGCAUCACGGCAGCUGUCUCCCAGCUGUUGGCAGGUACAGAAACUGAGAGUCGGAUCUCUUGCCCUGUCCUGUACCCAAUGUCGUCUAGGAAAUCUGAAUCCCUUUAGUCUUUCUUCCCCCCCCCUUUAAUCUUAGAGGCUGGAUCGAGGAGACCGGCCGCCUCCCCCGCUACCGUCAUGGCUAACGGGUGAUUAGCGACUUCAGAGGCCCCGAGUCCUUCAGGGGCGUGUCCCCUUCCCCGGAGCGCGGCAGCCGGACACGGAGAACUUCCGUGCUCCUGCCCCGGCGAGUCGGAUUGGCGAGUGGAUGGGGGAGCCAGGUGCUUGCGCGUGGACCCCGACCUUGCCCGUCCUGUGUGGCAGCGAGGGGCUCCGGUCGGGCAGCGCGGCGCGCGUUCCUCUUCACCCGAACUGGGUGGGCUGGGGGAUGGGGGGUCACGACUGCUCCCCUCUCAUCCAGAGAGGAACAGUGACCCCCGAAAAUGAAGACUCUCGCAGUCUGAGAAGAAUGACUCUCCUUUCGGCGGAGUCAGAUGUAUAUUUACUGUAGUCUCUCUUAAACUGCCAGCCCAGACUCCACUGGGGGGGGUCCCCCCUGCCUCGAACCCCCCUCACUCUCACCCCUCAUUCUGCCACUGUACAGGGACAGACAGGGGUGGGGGUGUGUGCUGCAUUUUCGGGGUGCUGGGGAGAGCAGAUUCCCCUAUUGGUGGCCUGCGGCUUCAGCAGUGAAAGGUGUAAAAGGGCAUUUGAUGAUUUUUUUUAAAUUAAAUUUAAAUUAAUGACAGUACAAAAAUGAAAAAAACAAAGAUUUGGAGGGAGUGAUGUUGUCCAGCCCUCCCUCUCUUCCUCUCACACCAGUUUAAAAAAGCUGCAAAGUGUACAAACUGUAUAUAGAUAUACAACCAGGGGCUGAGUGCUCUCCUGUCCGAGGCUCCUUUUUAAUCAAGAAGGUGAGAUAAAGAGUUCAAAACAACCACUGGAUAUCAUUUUAUUAGAAAAUAUAUUAAAAAAAACUUUUAAAAAAUAAACUGCAAACUAAAUAAAUCUUAAUAAUGUCUAUAUGAACUGGGUUUUUUGCAUUUAAUUGUAUUUUCUAUUAGCUUUGAUUUAUUAGCAGCCUGUAAAACACGCCUGUACAUUUCCGCUUGACGAGACUUUAUUUGUUAGCUGACGGCUCGGGCCAGACACAGAGUUAAGAAGUCGUCGGAGAUGUUUUUAAGCCACAGAGUCUUCUGCUUUUCUUUUUUUUAAACCUUUCAUUUAAAAUCAUGAUGCGAUUGCGAAGGCCAGGAGUUGAAAAACACAGGCCAGGCUGUCUUGGUAUAAAAUCAUUUCCUACGUUUCUUUCGAUUUUUUUUUUUCAAGGGAGAACUGAACCCAAACCAGUCCCGAAAGGAAACCCCAAUUGCUCUGUGCAGCCCAACACUUUCUUUUUUUACAUAGUAAAUGAAAUCUAUAUAUCGGAGUAGCUCAUGUGUGAUAUGACUAGUUUUCCUACUGGGUUUGUUGUGAUUUUCCAUCCCUGAUCGCCCCCAGACCAUCCUCGAGGACCCCUGUUCAUGGGAUUGUUAAACCGUGUUUGUGGCGUGACUCUGAUGGUGGGGUAGGGUAGAUGUUUUAAGUUUUUACAAACAUAAGUUGUGGUUGAUUUAGUUUUUCUUUUGGUUACUUUUUUUUCCAUUUUCAAGAUCAUGUUGUCACUGGAUAAUUUUUGCUCUCUUGCCUGAACCAUACUGAAUGAAGCCCAUUUUUUUUAGUUGUAUUUGUUUGGAAUAUCCUUAUUUAAGUUCUCUGCACAGCUUUUUAAUUUAAGAAAAGCAUAACUAAAAGCUGAGGAUGUCUUUUUUUAAGCAUUACAUUUACUUUUUUUUAAAAGGUGUUGUGUUGAAAUCUGUACAGCAGACCUACUUUUAGGGAAGAAGAAUAAAUGGUUGUUUUUAUUGUCUGUGGCAUGUUUUGUAUGGAUAUAAUUUUGAAUUGUAUAUAAUUUAUGUUUUGGAGGACGCCAGAGGCUAUUAUCUAAUCUCUCAAUACCUUCCUUCUGCUUUUACUCUCUCCCUCUGUCCCUCUGUCUCAGCUUUGUUUUUCUUGUAAAGAUGAAAAUAAAAAUGCAUUUUAAAUAUAAA
This is a messenger RNA of Lepisosteus oculatus (spotted gar), 20520 nucleotides long. Lineage: Eukaryota; Metazoa; Chordata; Actinopteri; Semionotiformes; Lepisosteidae. The record is from RefSeq and is a predicted model, not a curated record.